AUGAGCGAUCCUUUAUACUCAAGACAGAGUCGGACCGUGUUUGAGACCCAAGACAGGGUAGAAGUCACUCAAGACAGAGUGCAACGGACCGUAACUGAGACCCAAGGCAGGGGAACAGUGACUCAAGACAGAGUCGGUCCGUGGUUGGGACCCAAGACAGGGAAAACAACCAUGAGAAAGAACAGUAAUGGAAAGAAAGAGAAGCCUCCGGUCUGCGACUCGGACUCGAGCGGGAACGAGGAGGAGACCGGGAGGAAGAGAGUUACGGUAGAGGAGCGCAACCAUAUUGUGAAGCAUUGUGUGGGAUAUGAGUCUAAGGGUUUUGAUGACAUCUUUGCCCAUGCCAAACACGCAGAGACAGUGCAGAAGGAGAAAAAGCGCAGCAAAGCUACCUCCAUUAUGUAUACAGGGGAACAAGAGACUCUUACAUUUGUAGUGGACAAACCCAGGAGGAGCGGAAAGGGAAAGGGUGGAUACCAAGGAAAAAGAGAUUACAGAAAGUUAGGACAAGACGAGGAUAAGCAAGAAUGUUGGGAGAAAGGCCUGUGUUUUAUAUGCAGGAAGGCAGGACAUCUUAUGGCUGAAUGCCCUAAGAAGAGAGGGAAACCAGACAAGUCUAAAGGAAAGAAGCGAGAAGAGAGAGCAGCGGAGAGUAGUGACAGUGAAGCAUGA
This is a messenger RNA of Knipowitschia caucasica, 672 nucleotides long. The record is from the annotation of a GenBank genome assembly. Lineage: Eukaryota; Metazoa; Chordata; Actinopteri; Gobiiformes; Gobiidae.